Messenger RNA from Rhodamnia argentea, 271 nucleotides. RefSeq names its product ABC transporter B family member 10-like. The record is from RefSeq and is a predicted model, not a curated record. The transcript is spliced from 2 exons. Gene Ontology annotation, biological process: transmembrane transport. Gene Ontology annotation, cellular component: membrane. Bases 38 to 262 code for a protein of 74 amino acids. NCBI's taxonomy places the organism in Eukaryota, Viridiplantae, Streptophyta, Magnoliopsida, Myrtales, Myrtaceae. Gene Ontology annotation, molecular function: ABC-type transporter activity; ATP binding.
UUCGCUCUCGAGGUCUCCCAAGCUCGUGUCCUUUUACAUGGGUUGGGAGACGAUGAAGCACGAGGUGAAGAAGAUUUCUCUGCUGUUUUAUGCAACCGCAGUAGUGACUAUCAUUGUUCAUGUGAUUGCGCAUUGUUCCUUUGGCAUUAUGGGAGGGCGGCUCACUCUUCGGGUCAGGGAAAGGAUGUUUGCAGCCAUUUUGAGGAACGAGAUCUGUUGGUUCGAUGAUGUGAACAACACGAGUGCUAUGCUUUCAUCAUAGCUAGAGACA